Molecule: messenger RNA, 2912 nt
Organism: Nannospalax galili (Upper Galilee mountains blind mole rat)
Lineage: Eukaryota; Metazoa; Chordata; Mammalia; Rodentia; Spalacidae
Gene: Ebag9
Product: estrogen receptor binding site associated antigen 9
Exons: 7
Coding region: 342-983 (213 amino acids)
Cellular component (GO): secretory granule
Source: RefSeq, a predicted model, not a curated record
GGGACCGCGGCAGGCCGUGUGCCCUCCCGAUGCAGCUCCCACGCGUGGGAGACUGGCCUGCGAGGCGGCGGCUGGGAGGAAGCCCAGUGCUCAGUUCCCCCGAAGGGCAAUGUGCGGCCCUUCCUGCACCCCUCUACCGGCCUUGCCCCACUGGGGCAGAUUUUCCCCAAGUUGACAUUCCGGUCCACCCGGCACCCACAGCCAGCAACUUAGAGCUUCUCACGUGACGCCCGUCGUCGGGCGUGGGGUUGUGUAACCUGCAAACGCGCGUGUUUUGCUCAUCUGUGCAGUUGGUAUGCUUUUUUUUCUGCGUCAGCAAACUUUAGGUUUUGAUUCUCACAAUGGCCAUCACUCAGUUUCGGUUAUUUAAAGUUUGUACCUGCCUAGCAACAGUAUUCUCAUUCCUAAAGAGAUUAAUAUGCAGAUCUGGCCGAGGAAGGAAAUUAAGUGGAGACCAAAUAACUUUGCCCACUACAGUUGAUUAUUCUUCAGUUCCUAAGCAGACAGAUGUGGAAGAGUGGACUUCCUGGGAUGAAGAUGCUCCUACAAGUGUCAAGAUUGAAGGAGGGAAUGGGAAUGUAGCAACACAGCAGAAUUCUUUGGAGCAACUGGAACCUGACUAUUUUAAGGACAUGACGCCAACCAUAAGGAAAACUCAGAAAAUAGUCAUUAAGAAGAGAGAACCACUAAAUUUUGGUGUUCCAGAUGGUAACACUGGUUUCUCCAGUAGAUUAGCAGCUACACAAGACAUGCCGUUUAUUCACCAAUCUUCUGAAUUAGGUGACUUAGAUACCUGGCAGGAAAAUACCAAUGCAUGGGAAGAAGAAGAAGAUGCAGCCUGGCAAGCAGAAGAAGUUCUGAGGCAGCAGAAAAUAGCAGACCGGGAAAAGAGAGCAGCUGAGCAGCAAAGAAAGAAAAUGGAAAAGGAGGCUCAGCGGCUAAUGAAGAAGGAGCCAAACAAAAUCGGUGUGAAACUUUCAUAACGUAUGUUCUUCAGACGUCACAGUGCCAGUAGGAGAAAUUGGCUCCACAGCAAGCAUUUGUGUGGAUUCAAUAGUGUUUUCUGACUACAAACACACUGCUUGGUUUUAAUGCAUUCUUCGAGCCAUCCAGGACACCAGGAUUCUCCCAUAAUACCUUGAACUGUUAGUAAUCGAGACUCAAAAAAUAAAAAUGAUGAGAUAUUUUCUUCAACAUAUUCUGAAUAUAAGACAGUUGUUUGCUGUAGAGAAGUUAUUUCAAAUGGAAUAUACCAGUACCUCUCAAGCUAGUGUCUCUAGCUGAAUAAAUGGGUGUAAAUAAUUUUAUGAUAGAAAGUACUCUGCUCUCUAUUAUGCUUUCCCUAAAUGUGCAUAUUAUAAAAUAAUUUUGAUAUUCUUUUGUUUCCAUGAUCACCUGACCUAAACGAGACAAACCACAGGUAGGGCUUUAUACAUGCAUUUUUUGUUUGUAGCUGCUGUUGGCAUACAUUUUCUAUAAUUUGAACUGGCAUUGUUUGUUGGUUCAACAUUAGGAAUUUGAUGAUUUUGAAUUUCAAGAAAAUAACAUUAAAUAUAAUAAUUUUAUUUAUCAAAUAUUUUGUAUAUCCUUAUUUUCUUUUGGAUGGUAUUGUAAUGUUAUACAUAGUUGUAAUUUAUAUUGCAUGUGUAAACAUUGAAAUUCAGCUACAGUGACAAAUUUGUGUGACUUUCAAGAACUAGGAUUGAUAGCCUUCCCUUUAUUUCAGAUGUCAAGAUGUUACAGAGUCUUUAAGAACCUUAAUUCUUCAUUUUCCUCAAAAGCCAUUAAUAUACAAAUGCAGAAAGCCUUCAGUUCUAAGUCUUCAAUGAUUUUGGAAGAUGGCUCUAUCGGUUUUAUAUCUUAUAGGAUGUAGGGUACCUAUAUUGUUAGAUAGAUAACUUUAUUGGUUCAUUAUAAACCAACUUAGAAACUGGUGUGGUAGCACCCACCUUUAAUCCCAGCACACAGGAGGCAGAGGCAGAUUACUGAGAUCCAGGUCAGCCUGGGAUGGUCUACAUAAUGAGAUCAGACCAGCUAGGGCUACAGAGUGAGACCCUGCCUCAAAAAAAACCCCUAAAUCAAUAAACAAGCCAAGUUAGGAAUUAUCUUUUGUGUGUGUGGGUGUGUGGUAUUGAUGAGGUUGUCUAAAGAAAGAGAUGCGUAUUGUGUUCAUGGGGGAAAAGGAGCAGAUCUGAUAGUUUGAAUUCCAUUAAAUUUUUCUCUACCAUUAAAACACAACUAGCCUGAUAUUCUGUGACUUUGGGAUUUUUGAAGAUUUUUUUUUUUUACUUUCUUCAAAGUUACUGCCCAGAAUUAACAUUUUGUGGGGCUUUAAAAUAUUAUAAACAUUCUACAGGCCAAGCAUUGUUAAUUUAUUUGAAUACUUCAUAGUAAAAUCAAUAACUACAUAUUGAGAUUUUCCUAAGUCCUUAGCCUAAUCUUCCAGACUAAAUGUGAUUAUAAUCAGUUGAAUUUAAUUCUGGUAGAAAACUGUUUAGAGCCCUAAGUCACAUUGUCAGUUACCAUGUUUAUUAGAGUAUCUGCCAGUACACUCCCAAUUAGACUCUGAGGAACCCCAGCCCCCACCGCAACAUCUCACUAUGUAGACCGGGCUGCCUUCAGACUCACAGAGAUCCCUCUACUUCUGCCUCCCAAAUGCUGGGAUUAUAGAUUCAGAAUUUUAAAAAUAUUUUAUCUUCCUACUUAUUUAUUUUUAGUCAUUUUGAGGCUAUUACAUUAUUUCUAUAAAUGGGGGUGGGGGUUUCUCAAAGGAUGAUCCGCUUUAGUGUAGUUACUUUUACUGCUUUCCCCCAAUAGUUGUAAAGUACUAAAGUCUGUUUUGGUCAUGAUUUUCAUUCUUUUUAUGUUUGGUUCUUUAAAUUUUGAAAAAUAAAAACCAGCUAGAAAUUGUA